Molecule: messenger RNA, 1308 nt
Organism: Culex pipiens pallens (northern house mosquito)
Lineage: Eukaryota; Metazoa; Arthropoda; Insecta; Diptera; Culicidae
Exons: 1
Coding region: 1-1308 (435 amino acids)
Biological process (GO): detection of chemical stimulus involved in sensory perception of smell; sensory perception of smell
Cellular component (GO): plasma membrane
Molecular function (GO): olfactory receptor activity; odorant binding
Source: RefSeq, a predicted model, not a curated record
AUGGAUUAUCAACAGCUCCUAACCCUCCUGUGGAACCGGUGCAAAUCGCAAGUGACCAGUCUCCGCCAGGAUCUAACCCAAGAAUUUGACUAUGCGGAUUCGAAUUUCUUCUUCGGACUGGACUUCAUAAUGACCGUCAGUGGGGCUCGAUACAACCUGAAAAACGCUAAAUUGCAACGCUACUGGAAUGUGUACCGCUGGAUCAUCUACCUGCCGACGAUUCUGAUUUUCUGGAACACUUUCCUGAACGUCCGCAACUGGGCCAGCAUGGAAAUCCUGAUUAGCAGUCUGCAGGCUUCGCUGGCGAUUUUCAUCACGAUAUUGCGAAUGCGGAUCAUUCUUUGGCACUACGGACCGUUGAUGGAAGUGAAACGUUACGUGAAUCGUCGCAAGUUUGGGCGGGAUCUGGCGCAAUCGGUUGGAAUUCGCAGUGAAGCGUUCUACAGCAUUCGACGAAUUGCGAUCUGUGGGGUUGGAUUCAUGUUUGUUUUUGGUGCCUGUAUUCCGGCAUUGGAUUUUUCGGACAAUCACAUUUUCAAGCUACCGUUCGACAUCAGACGCGAUUUUCCAAGUGUUCAAUACUUUUGCGAAAAGUUUGUGAAUUUUUGGACCAUUGGAACAUCACUGAUGACAGCGCUGGAUUUGCUGAUCGUCUACAUGGUUCUCGCUGGGCUCACUGCCGAAGGGAAAGUGGUUGCGCUGUGUUUUUCUGAAAUUUUUGGCAACACUGGUCGACGCGUCCAGCGCAAGCUUGAAUCAAAACCGGGCAAUUCGCGCCAGCAAGCUGAACGUGAAAAGUUCUACUUUUGGAAAUAUCUUCAACAAGAGUUCAACAGCUGCAUCGAGGUUAACAUUGAGUUUCUAGCUGCCAAAAACAAAAUCAGACCCUUUUUGAACGCCCUCUUUCUAAUCACGUACUACUCAACGGUGGUGACACUAGCCAGUGGUGCCAUCUACCUGUCACAAAUGGAAACAAUCUCACUCUUUUCAUUUCUUACAUUGUCCUACUGCUCUUGGGUGGUGAUCGAGUGUGCCAUGCUGACCCGGCUGGUGAACCUGGCAACCGAAGCGAACGCGUCCAUCGGCUGGCACGUGUACGACCUGGAGUGGCCGGCGAAGCUGCAGUACGAGGAGCGAUUCCGCGAGGUAUAUCGAUCCGUUCGCACGGCAAUGCUGACAGUGAUGGCAGUUUCGCGGCAACCGUUGCGGUUCAACUGUUUUGGGUUUUUCGAGUUUACCCUGGACCAGUUUUGGAUUCUGCUCAACAUGACGUAUGAUUUGUACAAGUUUUUCAGAAGAUUUGUUUAA